Molecule: messenger RNA, 1686 nt
Organism: Didymella exigua CBS 183.55
Lineage: Eukaryota; Fungi; Ascomycota; Dothideomycetes; Pleosporales; Didymellaceae
Exons: 3
Coding region: 1-1686 (561 amino acids)
Cellular component (GO): membrane; endoplasmic reticulum
Molecular function (GO): long-chain fatty acid-CoA ligase activity
Source: RefSeq, a predicted model, not a curated record
AUGGCCGGUCUCCUGGAGCAGCUGGACGGCGCCCUCUCCGGCCUGUUCCACGGCUGGAACGCCUACUCGACCGUCCUCGUCGUCGGCAUCCUCGGCUUCGUCGGCUGGGUGGUCGCCAGCGACGCUGAUGCAGACACGCACCCGCUGCUGCUGGCCCGCCAGGCGCAGGCCUCGUACGUGCGCCAGCCGCGCGAGUCUGCAGUCUUCCGCUCUCCCGAGACCCCCCACGGCUACCCGCUGCGAACGGGACUCGCCGUCAAGCCCGCGGGCGCGCCCAUGUACUCGGCCGGCAAGGACGGCGAUCUCCGCGACAUCUGGCGCCGCGUCACGGGCGAGAUACCGCUGGAGAAGAAGGCCAGCUCGCGCGGCACGGCGACCCUCAUGACGGUCCAAGGCACGGAGCAGCUGUCGGAACACGACAUUUCCGGCGUUUCCAAGGAAAUGGCCAUUGUCGGCAAGCAUCUGCAGGACCACGCCGCGAAGCGAGUCGCCGUCUACCUGCCCAACAGCCUCGAGUUCCUCGCCGUGCUGUUCGCCGGCGCCUUCUACGGCUUCACCCCGAUCCUCAUUCCCUACAACCAGCCGCACGCUACGCUCACCGAGCUGCUCCACGCUGCGCGGGCCGACUCGCUCGUCGCACAGGCUGGCUCGGUCCCGCUGGCCGAUGUCACCCGCAGCGUGCCCAGCCUGCGCCACGUCGUGUGGACGGUGGAGAAGACCAGCAGGCACAUGGGCUGGAGCGACGUUCCCGAGGGCAUCGGCGGCAAGCUCGACGUUUCCGUCUGGCACGAGCUCGUGCAAGACUCGCGCCACUCCGACGCCGUGCUGCCCUCGGACGGCGCCAAGGCUCCGGGCGUUGUCUUUCUCUGGCAGGAGGCUGUUGGCAAGCCGGCCGAGAUGGUCGAGUUCACCCAGCAGAACAUUGCCGCUGCCGUCGGCUCGCUCAUCACCUCUCUGCCCACGGUGCAGCGCUUGUCGCCGUCGGACACGUUCCUCCCCGCUGAUGCCUUCACCGACUCGUACUGCCUCUGUCUUACCCUCGCCGCUCUCUUCUCCCACUCCACCGUCAUCAUCAACUCGGUCGCCGGCCCCGGUGUCGACCUGACACUGGCCACCCGCUCCCUGGCGCCCACAAUCAUAGUCGUCUCCGCCGAGACGGCGGCAAAGGUCCACAGCACCACCGCUGCGUCGGCCGUCGGCGCCCUGAAGCAGCUCGCCCACCGUCUCGAAUCUCGCGUUUUGUCUUGUGGCCGCCUGCCCACCAGCAGCCUCCUGACGCCCGCAAGAGCGUCCAUUGGCACCACCCCUGGCAGACUCCGUCUGGUCUUUACUUCGGAACGCGCAGGCUUGAAUGCGCCUCCGCUCAGCUCCAGGGAUCUGUCAGACCUUCGAGUCUACACGCAGGCGCGCGUCGUCUAUGCCUUGACCGCCGCCAAGGUUGCAGGUGCCGUUGCGCAGACGAACAUGUACGACUACAGGCUCGACGCAUCGUCCAACAAGCACAGCCACUUUGGCGUCCCGCUCAGUAGUCUGGAGCUCAAGCUCAAGGACACGCCUACUCUCAAGACGACCGAGGACGAGUCUGUUGGCGAGCUCGUCGUCACUGGGUCAUCUGUGGCUGGUGGGGAGGCUUCUCUUGGCUUCAACGCGACAUUCCGCGAGGACCAUACCCUGGCUUAUGUCUAG